This is a messenger RNA of Letharia columbiana, 3036 nucleotides long. RefSeq lists its product as uncharacterized. Gene Ontology annotation, cellular component: cytosol. Gene Ontology annotation, biological process: isoleucyl-tRNA aminoacylation. The transcript has a single exon. The record is from RefSeq and is a predicted model, not a curated record. Gene Ontology annotation, molecular function: aminoacyl-tRNA deacylase activity; tRNA binding; isoleucine-tRNA ligase activity. NCBI's taxonomy places the organism in Eukaryota, Fungi, Ascomycota, Lecanoromycetes, Lecanorales, Parmeliaceae. The coding region runs from base 1 to 3036 and encodes 1011 amino acids.
AUGCUUGGGCCCAAGCCUUCUUGGAAGAGGACCUUACACCUUCCCAAAAGUACUUUCCCACCCAGACCGAAGGUAUCAGACCGCCCAACAUACAUCAAGCGAUGUACAGAUGACCUAUACAAGUGGCAGAAAGACCGACAUCCAACCCCUACAUUUACACUACAUGACGGGCCUCCAUACGCGAAUGGUGACCUACACAUUGGCCAUGCGCUUAACAAGAUACUGAAAGACAUCACAUGUCGCGUUCACUUACGGGAGGGUAGAGUGGACUGGGUCCCGGGUUGGGAUUGCCAUGGACUACCAAUCGAGCUUAAAGCUCUUCAAGAGCAGGGGAAGAAGCCUGGCAUUCUGACUGAGAAGGCGGACCCGGUGAAUAUAAGAAAUGCGGCGAGAAAGCUGGCAGUAAAGACGGUGGAGAAACAGAAGAAGUCCUUUCGAGAAUGGGCGAUUAUGGCAGAUUGGGACAGUGCUUGGACUACAAUGGACAAGGGUUUUGAGAUCGAACAGCUACAUGUCUUCAAAGAGAUGGUGAAAAAGGGCCUUAUCUAUCGGAGAUUCAAACCAGUGUACUGGUCUCCAUCAUCGCGGACUGCGUUAGCGGAGGCGGAGCUUGAGUAUCGGGAGGAUCAUAUGUCUACGGCUGCAUUCAUCAAAUAUCCACUUCACGACUGUUCAGAGGCUCUCAAAGAGAAGCUCAACAUCAAUAUAAAAUGUCUCAGCGCUGCCAUAUGGACGACUACACCUUGGACUCUUCCAGCGAACAGAGCAAUCGCAUUUCACAAGGACAUAGAUUAUGAAAUCGUCCAUUCUGCGGCCCACGGCUAUAUCUUGCUUGCUGCUUCUAGAGUCGACGAGUUGCGGAGGCACUGCAAAGAAGGUUUAAAGACCCUUCUUUCCAUUCAAGGAAGAGAGAUCAAUGGAAUGACAUAUCGCAGCCCAGUGUUCGACAGCCAGGCAUCGCCCAGGCCACUGCUACAUGGGGAUUUUGUCACGGAAGGAUCGGGAUCAGGGCUGGUUCAUGUGGCUCCAGGUCAUGGCAUGGAGGAUUAUGAGUUGUGCCUGAAUCAUGGAAUUCCGGCUUUUGCUCCCGUCGAUGAUGAAGGUUGCUUCGUUGACGGCAUAGAAUGGCUGUCAGGUCAGGAUGUGUUGACCACAGGAAACGAGUCAGUACUAAAGCGUCUGUCGGAUCUUGAUUGUCUCAUAGCACGACAUGAUUACAAGCACAAGUACCCAUAUGACUGGCGCUCGAAGCAACCCGUCAUCGUGAGGGCUACAGCGCAGUGGUUCGCAAACGUUGGCGACAUUCAAGAGUCUGCUUUGGAAGCAUUAGACUCCGUGAAGUUCAUCCCUACAAGCAGCAAGACUCGACUCCAGACCUUUGUCAAGAACCGGAAUGAAUGGUGUAUAUCAAGACAGAGGGCGUGGGGCGUGCCUAUUCCAGCGCUAUACAACAUCGAGACUGAUGAGGCACUUUUGACUGAGACCAGUGUGUCUCAUAUCACCUCAGUCAUCAAAGAACGUGGCAUAGAUGCAUGGUGGACUGAUAAUGAAAUGGAUCCUGCAUGGACACCGCCACCGUUAAGGAGUCACCAAGGCGAGACAAAGUAUAGGAGAGGCAAGGACACCAUGGACGUGUGGUUUGACAGCGGGACAAGCUGGACUCAGAUGCAGAGGGUAUCAGAAAAUCAUACUCAUAUCGCUGACUGCUACAUUGAAGGGACUGACCAGCACAGAGGAUGGUUUCAAUCCAGCCUGCUGACUCAUGUGGCGUACCAAAGAGAGACUGCUCAGAUCGAACCGGAAGGCGGUCCAGGCUCCGUACAAAUUUUACCAUCAGCACCCUACAAGAAUUUGAUAACCCAUGGUUUCGCUUUGGACCAGGAUGGGCGCAAGAUGAGCAAGUCUGUCGGCAACGUCGUGUCCCCGAGUGAAAUCAUGGAAGGAACACUUUUGCCUCCAACGAAGAAGAAGAUCAAUGGGGCAAUGACCGAAAUUCGUGAUGGUAUGGGCCCAGAUGCUCUUCGCCUGUGGGUUGCGAGUUGCGAUUACACUACCGAUGUACGAGUCAGCCGAACUAUGCUACAGGCAGUCAAUGGCAGUCUGUCGAAGUAUCGCGUCACUUUCAAACUUCUUCUGGGUAUCCUUAACGACUUUGAUCCCUCAAAGUGCUCUAGCUUUAGAGAACAGGCCAGCAGUAUCCACCAAAUUGCCCUCCUGCAGUUGCUAGAGGUGAAGUCUAGCGUGGAGAAGCACUACCGCUCAAUGGAAUUCAACCGAGCUAUGGCCAAUAUUAAUGCUUAUGUCAACACCAAUCUCUCAUCUUUCUACUUUGAAAGCAUCAAGGACGUGGCUUAUUGCGGCACUAUACAGGAACGAGCCCAAGUCCAAGCUACACUGUACUGGAUACUUACCGAGCUGCAACAGAUGCUUCUUCCUGUGACCCCUUUGCUUAUUGAAGAAGUUUGGGACUACACCCCGAAGCUCAUUAAAGACUACAACCCUACACCACCUGCAAUGCGACUACGCAAAAACUCGAGCCUUCCAGUUCAGCAAGACAUGGGGAAGCUUUUAUCGAAGUCUGAUAUUCCUCUUUUAAUGCGAGCCUUAGCUGCAGUCAGGAAUGGGCAGGAAGCUGCUCGAAAUGACAAGAAGAUGGGAGAUUCCCUGCAAUCGUACGUUAUGUUGGAGAUCAAUCCGAUGCUGGAAGCAAAAACCCCGGCUCUUGACCUCUUGAGGCGCUAUCAGGAUGACCUGGAAACUCUCUUCGUGGUGUCUCACGUCAGCAUUGUCGAAGGGGGAAAUCUAUCAAAAUUAGACAAAGCCAGGUGGUCCUACAACACGGAUUGUGAUAUUCAGGGGCAGAUGAUCAGAAUACAUGUACACGAGCCGGAGCAGGCGAAAUGCAAUCGAUGUUGGAGGUAUAAAGCCCCUUUGGAUAUACCAAAAGAGGACGCUCUAUGCCGAAGGUGUGCGCUGGUGGUCGACGACUUGAAGGAUCGAACGCCCGGGCUUUUCGAGUACGGUCUCCGUACUUAA